This is a messenger RNA of Sinocyclocheilus rhinocerous, 981 nucleotides long. RefSeq names its product cytosolic sulfotransferase 3-like. Lineage: Eukaryota; Metazoa; Chordata; Actinopteri; Cypriniformes; Cyprinidae. The transcript is spliced from 8 exons. Gene Ontology annotation, molecular function: sulfotransferase activity. Bases 1 to 906 code for a protein of 301 amino acids. The record is from RefSeq and is a predicted model, not a curated record.
AUGAAACCACCUAGUCGGCCUGAACUCUUUGAUUUUGAGGGUGUUUCUAUGGUCCACUACUUCACUGACAACUGGGAAAAGGUGAAAAACUUUCAAGCAAGACCUGAUGACAUUCUAAUCGCCACUUACCCCAAAGCAGGUACCACCUGGGUCUCAUAUAUUCUAGACCUUCUGUACUUUGGUAAGGAUGAUCCAGAGUGCCAGACUUCCCAACCUAUCUAUAUGAGAGUGCCAUUCCUGGAGUCAUGUUUUAAAGUGAUACCAUCAGGAACAGAACUGGCUGAUAAUCUGACCACCUCUCCUCGCCUCAUCAAAACUCAUUUGCCUGUUCAGCUUGUGCCCAAGUCCUUCUGGGAGCAGAACUCAAAGAUUGUGUAUGUAGCACGGAAUGCAAAAGACAAUGCAGUUUCUUAUUUUCAUUUCGAUCGAAUGAACAUGGCACAGCCUGCACCAGGAGACUGGAACACCUUCUUACAGAAAUUUAUGGAAGGAAAAAAUGUGUUCGGCCCUUGGUAUGACCAUGUCAAUGGAUGGUGGGAGAAAAAACUGACUUAUUCUAACCUAAUAUACUUGUUCUAUGAAGAUUUGGUGGAAUAUACAUUUUACCAUGACCUUUUCAGGACAGGAUAUGAGGUGGAACGUUUGUGUUCCUUCUUGGGUUUGUCCACCUCAGUUGAAGAGAGGGAGAAAAUAACAAAAGGGGUUCAGUUUGAUGCCAUGAAACAGAACAAGAUGACCAACUAUUCCACUAUCCCAGUCAUGGACUUCAAGAUCUCACCCUUCAUGCGGAAAGGUAAAGUUGGAGACUGGAAAAGUCAUUUCACUGUAGCACAAAAUGAACAGUUUGAUGAGGUCUACAAACAGAAGAUGAAGAACACCACUGUCAAGUUCCGCACUGAGAUUUAAUACUUGAGUUCUGGAUGUUGUACCAGAGUACUAGCUAAAAAAGGGUGUGUCAAGAUAAAUGUCACAAUAAAUCAU